CACUCAUUCGCGUUUUUGUACGAAAUGAAUGAAUAUCUGGCAACAAUAAUGAUCGCAACAUAGCAACAAAUCGAACGAUUCUUUGUAUUAGCAGUAAAUUUUUAUAUUUAAAGCAGUAAAUUUGUGUUUUUGAAACAGCAUUCUUCUUCUUUCUAAUUUAAUGGCACCCAUUACAUAUGGCGAACGCCAACGAUACGGCCAGUAUCAAAUGUGACGACUUGUAAACAAUGAAGAUGAUGAAAUUGAGAGCACCCGAUCUGAAACACGUUCCCCGCGGUCGAGUGGUUCUUCGGAACUUUGAAACAGCAUUAAUAGAGCAUGAAAAAUAUAAUAUCGAUGCGCAUGUCGUAUUGCAGUUUUCGCGGCUGUGACAGAUUUCCUAACCUGAAUAGUCAUAAACUUUAACGAUUAAUAUCUCGGUUUGUGGGACACAGCGGGACGUUUUUCUACUAGAUUCAUUCAUUUCGUACAAAAACGCGUCGAAUGAGUGUAUUUUUAUCAAAAUUUGAGAUAUAAAAUUAUAUUGUGCCAUGGCAACCAAGGAAGAAGUAAACAGUACAACUACUGAUGCAAAGAUUGAAGAGACGCCAGAUAAUUCAACAACAGAAGAUCCACCAACUAGUUUAGAUACCAUCCCUGAGGGAAAUGCACCACGAAAUGAGCUUCAAACAGCGCCAAAAGACAAGUCAAAGAUUGAUAUACUACUGAAGGCUACUGCCAAUGCUCCGAUUAUGAAACAAAAGAAAUGGUCAGUUUGUCAAGACAAUCCUAUUGGACGGAUCUCGGAAUUCAUAAAAAAAUAUCUCAAGCUGGAUCCUAACGAGAGACUGUUUCUCUAUGUCAAUCAGACAUUUGCACCUGCUCCAGAUCAGACAGUCAAGAAUUUGUAUGAUUGCUACGGUGCUGACGGAAAGUUGGUUAUACAUUACUGUAAGAGUCAAGCAUGGGGCUGAGAUUUGUUAAAAUUAGCUUGCCAAUAUUAAUUUUCUCCGACAAAGAAUAACAUAUAAGUUGACAUGAGAAACACAUUGUGAUAAUUCUAGUUUUCUAUUUAUUAUAUAAUUUUAAGUUUUUAACUUAUGUUUAAUAUAAUUGUAAUUACAA
Molecule: messenger RNA, 1104 nt
Organism: Cyphomyrmex costatus
Lineage: Eukaryota; Metazoa; Arthropoda; Insecta; Hymenoptera; Formicidae
Gene: Atg12
Product: Autophagy-related 12
Exons: 4
Coding region: 531-953 (140 amino acids)
Biological process (GO): autophagy of mitochondrion; glycophagy; autophagosome maturation
Cellular component (GO): Atg12-Atg5-Atg16 complex; phagophore assembly site membrane; autophagosome membrane
Molecular function (GO): Atg8-family ligase activity
Source: RefSeq, a predicted model, not a curated record